GGCGAUGGUGUGAUCAAGUGGGCGAAGCAAUUGUUUGCUCAACUUUGCUGCUCGAUUUUGCUGCUGCGACUGGCCAUGCGCGUGCAAUUUCGUGUAAGAAUUUGUCGUUCCUGGAGGUCGUUAACCCCAAUGGCUUGGUCAAGCAGUUGGUGGAACAAAGCGCAACGCGAGGCGUGGAGUAAUGGCGUAACAGGAGGACUCACAGUGAUGGGGAGGGAUGGCUCGGGGAGUUUCUAAGCCCAGGGAGGUUGGGUUGCCCGGAGUGGGAGUUUUCCAGGGGAGGAUGGUGGUGGUUGUGGCUGUGGUAGUUCGGAGGAAGAGGAGGGAAACGAGCCAAGAGAUGAUGCAUUUGGAGGUGAAUGUGGCGCUACCGUGUCGGGGUUAAGUGUCUCGGAGAGGCGAAACCUUUUGAUGUGAUGCCGGGGUUUGAUUGAAUGGUAACUGAGCGCGUGGGCGAUUUUGGAUGUUUAAGGCGGUUGGAAUGAUAUGAGGCGGCUGUAGGUCGAAAUUGUGAGGCAUCCUAGCUAUUUCUCUUCAUGUCCGAGUUUCUUUCUAGGAUCAAGGCUCGCCUUGAGUCAGGCCAGCAUUACAACAGCAGUUCUUCUGAAGAGACAGGAUGGGUGAGAGCAGCUUUGGCGAACGCGGACAAAGAAGAACCUGCAGGGUCGUCCGAAGGCGGGCAAGAUGGAGGAGAAGGUUCGGGGCUCUAUUCCGAGUGGCAGGCGGAGUUGGUGAAAAAAAUGAAAGGAGUGGGAAUUGGAUCUGCUGAGAGAUUCCCUGCCUUAACCAAGUCCAGGAGCAGUCCUGCUCUUGGAAGUCUAUCCUCCAGAGAUGCUUCUCAAACUCUGUGGGAAUGCAAGGUUCUGGAUCACAAGAUGCCCGACGGGUUUUACUCUGUAAUACCUAGUCGAAGUUUGAGGGCACGCUUUCGAAACAUUCCAACCUUGAACGACCUGCAGCUACUGGGGCCGAUGUCGCUUGGAUUGGAUGUGUUGCUUGUUGAUACGAGAAAGGAUAAAAACCUAGUAAAGCUGCAGGAUCUAGCUCGUGUAAUGGUAAAAGGGAUAGGAAUCAAUAUUCCUGCUAUGAUCAAGAAAAUCGCUGAACUGGUAGCUGACUUCUAUGGUGGACCGCUUUUUGAGGCGGCUUCCAUGAAGUCUACAGGUGACGAUUACAAUGGUGCAGGAGAAAGUGGCAUUGUGCGGUUGUUGGGAGAUGUAAAACAAGGCUUGUGUCGACCGCGAGCCAUCCUCUUCAAAUUUCUUGGAGAUUCUGUUGGACUUCAAAGUCGCCUUUUGAUGGGCUUACAGUGGGAAGCUAUACCAAGUAGCUCUUUGACUUGUGCGAAUUCAAAUAAGCACCUGACUAAUAUAGUUACUGUAAAUGGCAUCGACCUUUUGGUGGAUGUGAUGCGACAUCCGGGCUACCUACGUCCUUUCUCGCGGAAAGCAUUAGUCAUGUAUCACAUAGCUGGGGCAGGGGACAGUGAUUCUGCUGAUUAUGAUUCAUGUGACUCUCCUUUGGAGCCAAAUAGCCCACUUUAUGGCUUUCCUGACAAGUUGGAUCAUGAAAUCUUGGAGGAGGACAUGGAUCUUGUUCGUCCCCCAUAUCCACGAAGAGGGCUGACUGCCGCUGCCGCAUCUGGGUUCAAUCCAGUUCUUAGAAUCCCUGCAAAAUUAAGCCCAUCUCAGAGUGAACCAGAUCUAGCUAAUCCUCGUCGACGCAAUCGACGACGAGCUCUUGAGGAGCAGACUACUGUUCUUAGUCCUCAACAUGGUGUGGAAGAUCAGCUAGAGCAAAGAAAAUCUAGCACGGAGGGAAUUCGAAGUUUUCCUUCCAGUCCAGAGCACGUGCAAACUCGCUUACGUCCGUCGCAGCGAGUUGGAUCAGAAGAGGGAAGUGUCCCCAGCAGUCCUGAAUAUCCUGUAUUCAGACCUCGUGUUCACUCCAUGCUUAGCGGGAGUCGGCUUCAUGGAGGAGAUACUACCUCUAGGCGGGAAAGGGCGUUAUCUGUUGAUAUAAGGCACGACACAAGGGGGAUGGACUUUCUUCAAUACAUGGGAGAUUCCUCAUUGUCAAAGUUAAGUCAUAAUCCACACGCGGAAAUGCGAAGGGCCAGGAAACGGACCGUGGCACCCGAGGUCAGCGACGAGGUUGUCAGGGCGGUAAGAGCGAUGAACGAAGCUCUCAAGCAAGAGCGAUUUCGAACAAAAGAGCGGGAGCCUGAUGCUUCCACUUCUGAUGGUCACAUGUUGAAUUCUAGUGAAGGGAGCAGAUUGGCUUCUGCAAGGUCUCUGGAUUCCUGCAAUACGGACGCUGAUGGUUUUCAGGGACAUGGGGAAAUUUCUGGUUCUAGCAAUCAUGACCCCACUGCGCCUAGCAAUCAAUCUGGUGUGGCUCGUAAUCAUGACCGUAUUACGACUGUCAAUCGUGGAUCUGAUGCUGUGACAUCCAGAUUGGCCUCCAAAAGCAGUCAAGAAUUUGUUUCAAGAGGAUCAUCUGGUUUAGUGUCAGAUACAAACAGCGCAUCUCCUUCUUGGUCUCUGACAAUGCAGUCACCUUCCCUGCCAAGCCAGCCUCUUAUGCCAUUUGAAGAAUGGGAUAUUGAUUUUGCAGAGCUUCGAAUUGGUGUCCGUGUUGGAAUUGGAUCCUUUGGAGAAGUAUUUCGUGGCAUAUGGAGGGGUACGGAAGUAGCUAUUAAGGUGAUGCUUGAACAAGAUCUAACUGAUGAGAACAUGCAAGACUUCUGCAAUGAAAUUUCAUUGUUAAGCCGGUUGAGACAUCCGAACGUGAUAUUAUUUCUAGGAGCAUGCACGAAGCCCCCUCAUCUUUCCAUGGUGACAGAGUACAUGCACACGGGCUCGCUGUAUCUGUUGAUUCACUCUAAUGAGCAGGGGAAAAAGUUAAGCUGGCGGCGCCGUUUAAAGAUGCUUCGUGAUAUCUGCAGGGGAAUGAUGUGUGUACAACGGAUGAAAAUUGUCCAUCGGGAUCUGAAGAGCGCUAAUUGCUUGGUGGACAAGCACUGGUGUGUCAAGAUUUGCGACUUUGGCUUGUCCCGAAUCCUCACAGGCUCUACCUACUGUGAUGACACUGCAGUGGGAACACCUGAGUGGACAGCGCCAGAGCUGUUGCGAAAUGAGCCAGUCACGGACAAAUGCGACGUCUUCAGCUUAGGAGUUAUCAUGUGGGAACUCUCUACAUUGAGACGGCCGUGGGAGGGGUUUAAACCUAUGCAAGUAGUGAAUGCCGUUGCCCAUAAUCAGGCUCGUUUGGAGAUACCAGAUGGUCUCAUCGGCACACUGAUUGCUGAUUGCUGGAAGGAAGACCCCGAGGCUCGUCCUAGCUACGAAGAGAUCCUUACACGGCUUCAUGAAUGUGAGUUUCUUCAAGGCUGAAGAAUAAAAGACGUCACGCUUUUAAUCCAACUGGCGGCUGCUACAAAAUUGUGAAGAUGGAACUUCCUGCAGUAUUUUUGCAACCAUUAGCAGGUUUGGUCGCUUUGUAAGGCAGGUGUGACUCUCCAAGCAGUUUCUCACACGGGAAUUCUUACCUUGUAUCAUAUGUCGAGCUGGUGCAUCAUUCAUAUAUUCUAGUUCAUGUUGUGGCUGGGAGUAAAAACAUACUACCUUAUCUUCCUCCACAUGAAGCAUUGUUCGAGAGGACUCUGCAUGUAAUGUGCAAUGAUCACAUCCGUAGUGUACAUUAUGUCGGUCUGUCGUCAUCAGGGCAAAUUGAGAUAUCUACGGGCUUGUUGAGAUGUUCAAAUCCAGGUUUUUGAUGGUAGCAAACAUGUUCUUAUGUCUUUACCUAGCGUUGUACUUCAUUCACCAAAACAUAUUCUGCAACAUCUGAAUUACUUUAUACA
Physcomitrium patens is the source of this 3865-nucleotide messenger RNA. RefSeq names its product putative serine/threonine-protein kinase SIS8. Gene Ontology annotation, cellular component: cytoplasm. The record is from RefSeq and is a predicted model, not a curated record. NCBI's taxonomy places the organism in Eukaryota, Viridiplantae, Streptophyta, Bryopsida, Funariales, Funariaceae. Gene Ontology annotation, molecular function: ATP binding; protein kinase activity. Gene Ontology annotation, biological process: protein phosphorylation; signal transduction.